Symbiodinium sp. CCMP2456 is the source of this 1986-nucleotide messenger RNA. The record is from the annotation of a GenBank genome assembly. Lineage: Eukaryota; Dinophyceae; Suessiales; Symbiodiniaceae.
AUGCCCAUCCGCCGUCUGCCCGAAACCCUGGUGAACCAGAUCGCCGCCGGCGAGGUGGUGGAGCGGCCGGCCGCUGCGGUGAAGGAACUGGUGGAAAAUGCCCUCGAUGCCGGGGCGCGCCAUAUCGACGUGGUGCUGCGCGACGGCGGGCGGGCGCUGAUCGCCGUCACCGACGACGGUUGCGGCAUGACGCCGGAGGAGAUGCUGCUGGCGGUGGAGCGUCAUGCCACCUCCAAGCUGCCGGACGACGACCUCGUGCACAUCGCCUCCCUCGGGUUCCGCGGCGAGGCGCUGCCCUCCAUCGGCGCCGUGGCCCGGCUCGGCGUCACCAGCCGCCCGCCCAGUGCCGAAGAGGCCUGGACCCUCUCCGUCGAAGGCGGCCGGGUGGGGGCGCCGCAGCCGGCCGCCCAUCCCAAGGGCACGCGGGUGGAGGUGCGCGACCUCUUCUUCGCCACCCCGGCGCGGCUCAAGUUCCUGAAGACCGCGCGCACCGAGGUCUCCCAUGCACAGGACACGCUGAACCGCCUCGCCAUGGCCCAUCCGGAGGUGGGUUUCACGCUGAGCGACGGGGACCGCAAGCUGAUCUCCCUGGCCCCGGCGGAGGGGGCGCUCUUCGACGCCCGCCUGAAGCGACUCGCCGCCGUCAUGGGGCGCGACUUCGCCGACAACGCCCUGCCGAUCUCCGCCGAGCGGGAGGGGAUCGGCCUCACCGGCUACAUCGGCCUGCCGACCUUGAACCGCGGCAACGCCCAGCAGCAGUAUCUCUUCGUCAACGGCCGGCCCGUGCGCGACAAGCUGCUCUAUGGCGCGGUGCGCGGGGCCUAUCAGGAUUUCCUCGCCCGCGACCGCCAUCCCUUGGUGGCCCUCUUCGUCACCCUGCCACCGGAGCAGGUGGACGUGAACGUGCAUCCGACGAAGGCGGAGGUGCGCUUCCGCGAUCCCGGCCUAGUGCGCGGGCUCAUCGUUUCCGCCGCCAAGCAUGCCCUGGCCGAGGCCGGGCACCGCGCCGCCACCACAGUCUCCGACCUUGCGCUCGGCGUGCUGCGCCCCGGCAGUGGGAUGGGCAGUGGGAUGGGCAGCGGGGCGGGUGGGGGCCUACCUUGGGGACAGCCGCAGGGAACGCGUCUGCCAAGGGGCCUCGCCGAAGCCACCGCGCAUUACCAGGCGCCUUUGGGCCAGCCGGCGGUGUCGCAUGGGACUCUCCCGGGCCUUGCCCAGGCGCCCGCCGCGGCAGCCCCCAACGUCCACGCCGAAGCAGAGGCGGAAGCGGCGGGGGACGGCUUCCCCCUCGGCGCCGCCCGCGCCCAGGUGCACGGCACCUAUGUCGUGGCGCAGACCGGCGACGGCAUCGUCAUCGUCGAUCAGCACGCCGCCCACGAGCGUCUGGUCUACGAGCGCAUGAAGGAACAGCUCGGCGAGACGGGCGUGGCCCGACAGAUGCUGCUGCUGCCGGAGGUGGUGGAGCUGGAGGAAACCGCCGCUGCCCGCGUCGUCGCCCGCGCGGAAGAACUGGCGGACCUGGGUCUGGUGCUGGAGGCCUUCGGCCUCGGCGCCGUGGUGGUGCGGGAGGUGCCGGCGCUGCUCGGCACCGUCGACGUGCCGGGCCUGAUCCGCGACCUUGCCGAUGAACUGGCGGAACUGGGCGAAGCGCUGGCGCUGCGCGACCGGCUGGAGCAUGUCUGCGGCACUCUGGCCUGCCACGGUUCGGUGCGCGCCGGGCGUAUCCUCAACGUCGAGGAGAUGAACGCCCUGCUGCGCCAGAUGGAAGAGACGCCCCACUCCGGCCAGUGCAACCACGGCCGGCCCACCUAUGUGGAGCUGAAGCUGGCCGACAUCGAGAAGCUCUUCGGCCGGCGGUCCCGACCUGCGCAGAUACCGGAAACCUGGCGCGGUCGCGCAUUGCGCGGCGGCGACGGGUGGUGCUGGGAAGACCCGGAGAACAGCGGCAACAGCGUCCGCUUCUACAAGGGCGAUCCCGACAGCCCU